Messenger RNA from Halteromyces radiatus, 345 nucleotides. RefSeq lists its product as uncharacterized. The record is from RefSeq and is a predicted model, not a curated record. NCBI's taxonomy places the organism in Eukaryota, Fungi, Mucoromycota, Mucoromycetes, Mucorales, Cunninghamellaceae. The coding region runs from base 1 to 345 and encodes 114 amino acids. The transcript is spliced from 4 exons.
AUGAUGUCUAUCACCAUGUCAUAUGAGGGUCUAAUUACAGCUCGUCUUCGUCCUGUCAAAGUCUUAUGGAUGGCUGAUGGGGAUAAACAAGGGAUAGAGAAGGAACAAAUAAAAGUAAGACAAAAAGUAAUGAGUAUGGUCGUAGCUAACUACUGCUUCCUCUCCUGUCUCUUCACGCGAGUUGCAACAAAAGAACAAGAGGCACUAGUAGAUUGCUCUAUUUCUCUCACUGUAGUGAUGAAACCAGCUUCUCUUCCUUCUCCAAUAUCAUCAUCACCAUCAUCAUCAUUAAUACUUCCUUCUACUGUCGAUGGAUUAGUGGAUAAUUUUUUCGACCUCUGUUGA